UAAAUGGGUUCUGUGUUUACUGUUAGCCAGUUAGAGCUCUUUGUUUUUGUCAUAACCUCAAAAUGAAAAUGUCCCGGCUAUGUUACAGCCUACAUUGUUUGCCAUAACUGUUCGAGGGCAGAUACUGUAAAAGAUACUGAUAAACUUCUUUAGGAUAUAGAUACAUUUUUUAUAAACUUUUUUUUGUUGUUGUUGUUUUUCCUCCACUUGUAGUUGAAGAGGAAGCCUGCUCUGGGGAAAAAAACCGCUGCAUAAGGUCAUCUUACAGUUUAGAGAAGGUCUACGUUGAAGUCGGCAGCCAUGGUGUUGAUUCUGGGCAGAAGGAUGAACAGGGAGGAAUCUGGGAUCAGAGAUUCACCAGCUGUCAAACGCAAGGUGUUUGAGGUUGACUCCAAAACUUUAGCCAGCCCGGAUGUCUUGGACUUCUGCUCUGGCUCAUCCCACUCAGACGGCAUCCUGCAGGUCUUCAAUGAGUUUCGUGACUGCCGCCUGUUCACCGAUGUUGUGAUCAGCGUGCAGGGCCGCGAGUUCCCCUGCCACCGUGCUGUGCUCUCUGCCUGCUCUUCCUACUUCAGAGCCAUGUUCUGCAAUGAUCACCGCGAGAGCCGCGAGAUGCUGGUCGAGAUCAAUGGCAUCCUGGCCGAGGCGAUGGACUCCUUCCUCACCUAUGUUUACACCGGCCGUGCCAAGAUCACCACCGAGAAUGUCCAGUUCCUCUUUGAGACCUCCAGCCUCUUCCAGAUCGCCACACUGCGUGAUGCCUGUGCCAAGUUCCUGGAGGACCAGCUGGACCCGUGCAACUGCCUGGGCAUCCAGCGCUUCGCAGAUGCCCAUUCCCUGAAGCAUCUAGCCAGCCGCUGCCGCAGUUAUGCCCUGGCCAACUUCUCAGAGGUGGCGCAGCAUGAGGAGUUCCUCGACCUACGCAAGGAGGAGCUGGAAGAGUACACUGGCAGUGAUGAGCUGUCCAUCGGUAAGGAGGAGGUGGUGUUUGAGGCGGUGAUGCGAUGGGUGUACAAUAAUGUGGAGCACAGAAAGCCCAUACUGAAGGCCCUGCUGCAGAAUGUGCGCCUGCCCCUUUUGCACCCCAACUACUUUGUCCAGACAGUGGAGGGAGACUUGCUCAUCCAGAAUGCUCCAGAGUGCUACCAGCUUCUCCAUGAGGCCAGACGCUACCAUGUGCUUGGAAAUGAAAUGAUGUCUCCCAGAACUCGUCCACGCAGGUCGACUGGCUUCUCUGAGGUGAUUGUGGUGGUGGGGGGUUGUGAGAGAAUAGGGGGCUUCAACCUUCCCUACACUGAAUGCUAUGAUCCAGUCACAGGAGAGUGGAAAUCACUGGCCAAACUACCUGAGUUCACCAAAUCAGAGUAUGCUGUCUGCGCCCUCCGCAAUGACAUUCUGGUGUCAGGUGGUCGUAUCAACAGCAGGGACGUGUGGAUGUACAACUCCCAGCUCAACCUGUGGAUCAGAGUGGCUUCUCUGAACAAAGGGCGCUGGAGACACAAGAUGGGUGUCCUACUGGGCAAGGUCUAUGCGGUAGGUGGCUACGAUGGACAGAGCCGCCUGAGCAGCGUGGAGUGUUACGACUCCUUCUCCAACCGCUGGACAGAGGUGGCUCCCAUGAAAGAGGCUGUGAGCUCUCCGGCCGUGGCCAGCUGCGCCGGCAAGCUCUUUGUCAUAGGUGGAGGGCCUGACGAUGACACUUGUUCAGACAAGGUUCAGUGCUAUGAUCCAGAGACAGACUCUUGGUUACUACGGGCCAACAUCCCCAUCGCAAAGCGCUGUAUCACAGCAGUGUCCCUCAACAAUCUGAUCUACGUGUGUGGUGGUCUCACCAAGUCCAUAUUCUGCUACGACCCUGCAGAGGACUAUUGGAUGCAUGUGGUUCAAACCUUUAACAAACAGGAGAGCUGUGGCAUGUCAGUGUGCAAUGGUAAGAUCUUCAUCCUUGGUGGCAGAGGGGAAAAUGGCGAAGCAACAGACACCAUCCUGUGUUACGACCCGGCAACAGGCAUCAUCACAGGAGUGGCAGCCAUGCCGCGGCCGAUCUCCUACCAUGGCUGUGUAACCAUCCACCGCUACAAUGAAAAGUACCAAAGGCCCUGACCAUAAACAAACAUACAGACCACACACACACACACACACACACACACACACACACACACACACAUACACACUCUCACAGGAGAGCACACAUUAAGGAACUUAAGCUCUUCAAGUUCACACUAUGCACAGCACAAACACAAUCACAUGCUUCUUUAGAACGGGCACAUUUAAUAGUUCAGUCCACAAUACCGUUGAGCUAAUUUAUUUUCUCACAGCAUCAUGUAGCAAUACUCACUGUGGUGCUGUGAAUCUUUUGCUGUUUUGUACCAUAGUUAUAGUCCUUCUGUGUAAGUGCUCAGUGGUGGAUAAUGCUGAUGACUUGUCUGUAACCUGAGCUAAAGUGGAGUCAGAUCAACAUGGCACAUGUGCCUUGCACUAGUGGUAACUGCACAAGGUUGGGAAGUAAUGGAUCAUACAUGACAGAAUUAAAGAAAACUGAUGAUAAUGGUAACCAAUCAGAUAUUUGGGAAAAACCUGUGUGAUUACUUGUUUAAUUAAUUAAUUAAUUAUUAUGUAAUUGGAGCUUAACCUUAGGAUACCGUAUCUGAGGUAACAUAUUCUCUAUAACUCAAGUUUCACUGUCUUAGUUUUUCACAGAGCUUUCAGCCGUACCCUUCAUGUGAUUUCAGCUCAGUACUUAUGUCUUGUGCUGACACCUGAUCAAAUUCCCUUUGCUAAAAGAGGUUAUGGUUGAAAACUCAGUGAAAAGCUAAAGUAAACUUUAGUUCAGAAUAAUUUACCAUAUAAACUGUAAUAUUUGCACAUAUUUUCACAGAAAACUUUUUAAAAUGACAAUAAGUAACUUGUUUGUUUACCUAACUGCAGAUUUUAAGGAUGUAUUACUGUGGUUUUAUUUCUAAUUCAAAACUAAAAGGGGCUGAAUCUCCCAAUAACAUUAUUGAGUUUUCAUAAUUGAUACUGAUCCCUAGCAGGUAAUCAGUUUGCAAGUAAACCUCUCAAAAACUGUGCUUUUAUUACUGUGCAACGGUCGCGAAUGAGCUGAAAUGAUCACCAAUAGCGCCGAUGAACAAAAACAGUGCCUUGAGGCAAAAACUGAAAAAUGCCCAUACAAGAAUGAGCCAAGAAUGAUCUGCCAGCAGAAUAAAUUUAUUUUUGACUGACAGAUAAGCAGCCAGGUCAGAUUUCUAACCACGUACCCACUGCAUUCCACGCAGACAUGUGCAUACAGUACAGCACCGUACAGUAAAGAACAUAAGAAAGUACCAUCCUCUGUUUUUAUUCUUUUCCUUGAAACUGAAAAUGACCUGAUAAAAAUGUGGUUACAGUCAACCAGCUGCUCUUCCACAGUGUCAGUGGUCAUGAAGAGAGAGAUAAAGAGCGGAGACUGUACCAAAAUAUUGGAACACAGCCACUGUUGGAUUUACUUUUGUUUCCCUUUUCCUCACAUCCCUCCACUUAUCACCUUGUUUCACUUCCCAUGUGCGUUUCCCUUUCCCUGCUCAAGCUGUGUCAUCAAACCCUGUUUAGCCUUAUUUUUCUCCCUUAUAAUUAUUAUUAUUACACUCAUUACUGAUAUUUUAUUUUUGUUUUUUUUUAAGUUAUACUUGUUUGUCUUUUUUAUAUAAUUGAAUGUUUAUUGUAUUAUACAUAGCUUUAGUGUGUCUGUUUCAUAUCAAUGUUAGUUCAUUGGUGUACUGGGCUUGUGGGUGGUUUUGUAUAUGUGAGAAGCCUUUGUAGAUCAAACUCGAAGACUGCUCUGAAUAAGUGGUGUGCAUGUAUGUAUGUGACUUUUACGACUCGGUCUGGUCUACGUGUUGGAGCCAAGGGGGUUUAUCAAAGAGUUCUAGUGUAAGCAUUGCACUACUGCUAACUUCUGUCAACAGAACUUGUCACACUGAUGCUGGCACCUCUCACCUGUGCACUUACAUGUAGAGAUGUAACUCGGGGUAACCGUAGAUACCUCCAGGUGUGUAUGUGUGUAUGUGUGUUAACUGGUCUGCUAAAGAUGUAGGUAGGUGUAGCAGUGCUAUACUUCACACAGGUGGGGUUAAGAGUUUAGGAUUUUUGAUGAUGUGGCUCAUGGUCAGUAAAAGUCUUCUUUUACUUCACUAGGUGUUGAUAGACUAGAGAUAUUGCUGUGAAUAUAACUUUUAAUGUUUUCUUUGUUUAACGUGUAUUUAAAUGUAUCUCUUUCUUGGUUGCAUAUUGUGUUUUUUUUCUGUAACUAAGAGCCCCAAUUGUGCACUUUGACAGAAUCCUGUUAAAUGUAGAAUUAUAUUACAAUGAUUUCCUUUUUUUUUUACUGUAUCAGUAAAUGUUCUUUGCUUUCAUGUGACGUAGGGAAGAGACAGUAAAAGGGCCUGUCAGCUCCUCCUGUUGGCUGCUACCUGCUAUGGCUCUGAUAUUCUAAGAAAAACAAAAAACUGCCACAAGGGAACAAUGUGAAGAGUGAGUAAGAGAGUUUCAACUUUUCAUUUUAGAGUGAAACAUUGGGGACUAGUGAGCUACGAUGCAAUGUGUGUAAUUUUCUAAGACACAACAUAAGACCAUUAGGGUUGUGCUUCCAUGUGUCAGUCACAGUGACAAAAACAGGUAGGUGGAAUUUUGCCUCAAAUCAUCUUCCAGGAAGUUUUCUUAGAAGUAUGAGGUCAGUGUCAGGUCUUCAGCUGUAGUAGAAAAAAAAGGGCCACCCACACUCCUUUGCAGUAACAUACUUAGGAUAACUCUGGAGGCCAACAAGAGGAGGCUGAGGGGCAAGAAAGUGGUAAAGCAAAAAGAGUAGGAGUUAGAUAAAUAGUGAGAGAGAGAGAAUUUGAGUGUGUGUGCGUCUGUGAUUUCACUGAGUGUUUACUCAAAAUUGUCUUCUGUUGAUUUAUUGAUUUUCAUUAUUAGCUACAUAGAGGCUUUCAUACAACGUUUACUUUGAUAAGUUUUUUUUUUUUUUGUUUGGUGAUUUUCUUUUUUUUUUGCCUGUUGUGGUGAGUUGUGGGACAGUUUUUUGCCAAGAUAUUUUGACUCCCAAAAUUAAAAGUUGUGCCUUUUUAAUAAACGUUUAAACUUAAAGAGCUGAGCGUUAAAAGCUGAUUGAGUUUAAUAUGCAUGCAGAUGUAAGCCAAAGUGGAUUUGAUUCAAUCCCAAAGGUAACUUUGUUGAAAAAUGUCAAUGGGUAAAGAUGGGGGGGGGGGGGGGCUUUAACCUGUUGCCAAAUGCUGCCCUAUGUGCCUUUUAAUAAAAAGAGUGGGGAACAAUUGGGGAAUUAAAUCGUAUGAUUUUGAUAUUAAGUUUUAUUAUUGUAUGUAUGAUGUGAUAUUUUAACACCACUUUCUCCUCAGAUGCUCUUUGUCUAACUGCGAGAAAGCUUUGGAUUUUUGUAAACUGCAGUAUGUUGAAAUGUAAUGGUUGACUUGUGUAAGAAAAACAUCAAUAAAGUUUUUCUUUCUUUACACAUAAA
Messenger RNA from Dicentrarchus labrax (European seabass), 5515 nucleotides. RefSeq names its product kelch-like family member 24a (gene klhl24a). Gene Ontology annotation, molecular function: protein binding. The transcript has 8 exons. Bases 301 to 2103 code for a protein of 600 amino acids. Lineage: Eukaryota; Metazoa; Chordata; Actinopteri; Moronidae. The record is from RefSeq and is a predicted model, not a curated record.